GCGAUUCGCUUCAUAACAUUUUUAGUUGCAUUGUAUAGCUAUGGCUCGUACUAAACAGACCGCCCGCAAGUCCACCGGAGGGAAGGCUCCUCGCAAACAGUUGGCCACUAAGGCAGCCAGGAAGAGCGCUCCGGCCACUGGGGGUGUCAAGAAGCCACAUCGUUACCGCCCAGGUACUGUCGCUCUCCGAGAAAUCCGACGUUACCAGAAAUCCACUGAGCUGCUGAUUCGCAAAUUGCCUUUCCAGCGCCUCGUUCGUGAGAUCGCUCAGGAUUUCAAGACUGACUUGCGUUUCCAGAGCUCGGCCGUCAUGGCUCUGCAGGAGGCCAGCGAGGCUUAUCUGGUUGGCUUGUUUGAGGACACCAAUCUGUGCGCCAUCCAUGCCAAGAGGGUCACCAUCAUGCCCAAGGAUAUCCAGUUGGCCCGCAGGAUCCGAGGCGAGAGAGCUUAGAUACAGUUGCGACUUUUCUUACUAAACACAAAGGCUCUUUUCAGAGCCACCAAAUCCCAAAUUAAAUGAGUUGAACGCU
This is a messenger RNA of Xenopus laevis (African clawed frog), 530 nucleotides long. Its product is annotated as histone H3. Lineage: Eukaryota; Metazoa; Chordata; Amphibia; Anura; Pipidae. The transcript has a single exon. The record is from RefSeq and is a predicted model, not a curated record. Bases 41 to 451 code for a protein of 136 amino acids.